Necator americanus (New World hookworm) is the source of this 2403-nucleotide messenger RNA. RefSeq lists its product as uncharacterized. The record is from RefSeq and is a predicted model, not a curated record. The transcript has 20 exons. Bases 1 to 2403 code for a protein of 800 amino acids. NCBI's taxonomy places the organism in Eukaryota, Metazoa, Nematoda, Chromadorea, Rhabditida, Ancylostomatidae.
AUGUUGUCUGGUAUUUGCGGCGAUGGGAUUUUUUUUGAUAACAUCGAAAAAUCGUCACACGGAACAUAUAUGUGGAAAUGGAUUCGCUUGAAAAGCUUGCUCCCCACAUUACUCUUAUUCCAAUUUCUCAUUUACAUAUGCGGAAAAAUUCUAAAUCCUGUACAUUCGACUCGCACAAUCGAAAAAAUGCAUGCAGUUCAGCACUAUAUUCGAGAGUUCGAGGAACAAGUCAGCAUGCAAAAGCUGGAAGCCGAUAGGAAUCUCGCCGCUUUCCUGCAAGGAGCUGCUGAACGAUCUGAGAAGGAUACAAAAGUUCCCAACCCCAGCAUGAUUAUAGUGGCAAACGAAGGAACGUUCUCGUGGAUACGAAAUUUUGUUUGCAGUGUUGCUGAAUUCAACAUGUUGACGCGUCUAUCCAUAAUCACCACCGAUCACGACACCACACUUUCGAUCGGCCUGAAAUUCCCCAUGCUGCAAGUCUACGAAAUGAGCUUCAAUGAGAUUUCGGAUGGUAUACGGCCGAAGUACGACGAAGUGGUGCGACAUCGCGUGGUUGAGAUCCUUCGACUACGCAUCGGAGCGAUGGUGGCCAAGAAGGAGAUGGAUGCGAUCAUUGCAGCACCAAAUCAAGUAUGGACUAAUUAUUUGCUGAAUAGAACACUGUAUCGCUAUAGAGGUCAUCAGAACCGUGAAGGAUUGCUGGUACAGCAGUUGAGUGCACAACUACUGAGUAGAAAAUUCACUUCGGCUGAUUCUGCGCUGACUUACGCCUGUGAUGUGCCACGACGAUAUAUGUGCCAUCGUAUGCCACAAGGGCUUAUGGUCGGUACCGGUUGGUUUCGAGACAAACAGAGAACAAUUCCACCAGAUAUUGUGCACAUUCCGAUGUCGACAAAAAAGUCGGCGUUGAAAAAAGCAGGACUAUGGCUGCUCUCCGAAGAUGGAAACUGCAUUCCUUCAGUGCGAGAGAACCUUUCAUUCAUAGACUACAGAGGCGAACCGUUUAAACCGCCUGAAGAGCCCUUCGAGAUAUUUUUACUAUCAGCUUACUAUUACAAAACGUCAGAAAGUCUCGGCAACAAUUCCAUUGCCUUAGUGGUAACUGGCGACAUUGCUAUACUGAAAGAUCUGAAGGGAGUUCAGGUGGUUGCGUGGAACAACGUGACGAACGCCGUCAGAGAGGGAGAGCUGCAGCGAGUUACCCCUCAUAAUGUUUGCCGAUGGAUUCCUAUGCUUGUGACGGUUCCACUCAUCCCGGAUCCUCAUACGGUGGCAUUAUCAGUGGGAAACAGGCUUGUUGAAAUCCCAUUCCGAGAACCGGUGACCAAAAAACACGAGGUAGUCACAUGUAUCGCUCCACUCUUUGGCAAUGAACAAUGGCAACAAGCGCUGUUUGCCGCCCACGUGUACAAAAGAUUUGGCACUCAUAUGCAUUUAUACGUACGGAGUAUGGUGUCACCGGUGUUCGAACUAAUGAAAAUCUACGAACGUGAGAGUUAUCUGACCAUUCAACCAUGGCUGCGGAUAAUCCUGCUUUCUAUAUCUGAACUACAUUUCAAUCCAAAUAUCAACGUCGAGUUCCGAAAUCAGGCAGCCGCUCAAACUGACUGUUUGCUGCAGUACAAAGAGUCUGCCUCCUAUAUUACAUUCGUCGACUUAGAUGAUGUGCUGAUUCCUAGGCUUUUCAACAAUUAUUUGGAAGAGUUUGCGCAUCUCUUCCAUUCUAUGCCCAAUGUAGCCUAUAUUCACUAUGUUAAGGAGAACGUCAAGCUCAAAACAGCUAAAAAUGGUUCCGAUUUCUCGCUGAAAGAAAUGUUGAUGAGCAUUCAGUUCGAAAGGGUUACCGAAACCGGGAAACUUGUCGCCGAUCCACGUUAUGUGAAUAGCACUUGGAUUCACUUCCCAAUCUCAAUACCAGCUGGAAUGGAGAGGUACACUGUGCCAAGCCACGUGAACGCAAUAACUCAUCUUAAGCAUAUGAAAUUUGAAACGAAGAGCGAAAAACCCAAAUCAGGUUGGGUAAUUCCGUCAUUUAAGCCGAAUACCUACAAUGUUCUCAGCAAGAAACCGCUGAUGUCACAGCAUGAUAUCGAUCAGAUUCAGAUGGAUUUUGAAAGAAUGGCCAGCAAAGAGGAGGUGGCUAGAAUUUUCCCAAAUUUGCCAACAAAAUUUGUUUAUCUGGAAGCAAUCGCUCAGUGCUAUGAAGACACUUUUUACAAGUAUCACUACUCCGGAAGAGUAACCGAGCUUAAGUGUCCUGGACCGGAUCGGUGCAUGUUCCCGCGCGGCAUUUCAUGCUACAAUUCAGUUGCUGAAUAUCAUUCAAUCAACGAUGGAACACAUAUCAAUCUUCAUUUUGCCGAUCACCAUUCGUUCAAGGAAGAGGAUGGAUGCCGGCCGUAG